CUGAUAGCUGUCAAUUUAACCAAAACAAAUAAUAAAUUUUUGGAUAAAAAAACGAAAAAUGAGUGCAUUAACUACGUUUGCGGCUAUUUUAGUAGAAAAUGAGAGACUUGCAGAAGAAACCCUUAAUAGAAGGAUUCUGCGCGAUCAUUCCAAUCCUUUAGAUGUCUCUGAAUUGGUGUUCGUAUCCAGCUACCGGGUCAACAAAAGUGCAUUUAACAUGUUAUUGGACGUUGUUGUUCUGCAUUUAAAAGAAACAUCCAUUCCGGCGCAACUGCAAUUGGCGGCCACACUAAAGUUUUUGGAGGAAGGUGGCUUCCAAAAGGCUGUGGGAAAAGAUAGUUAUAUUGCAAUGGGUCGUAGUACGGUUGCAAAA
Messenger RNA from Rhagoletis zephyria (snowberry fruit fly), 373 nucleotides. RefSeq lists its product as uncharacterized. NCBI's taxonomy places the organism in Eukaryota, Metazoa, Arthropoda, Insecta, Diptera, Tephritidae. The record is from RefSeq and is a predicted model, not a curated record.